Molecule: messenger RNA, 2481 nt
Organism: Mesorhabditis belari
Lineage: Eukaryota; Metazoa; Nematoda; Chromadorea; Rhabditida; Rhabditidae
Source: the annotation of a GenBank genome assembly
AUGAUCAAAUUCUUCUUCGAGGCUGUAUUUUUGAAGAAUACUAGAUGGUGUUAUGGUGUGGUUGUGUUCGCUGGCAAAGACACCAAAUUGAUGAUGAACUCAGGAAAGACGAAAUUCAAGAGAACGAGUCUUGAUCGAUUCCUCAAUGUGCUCAUUCUUGGGAUUGUUCUUUUAUUACUUGCAAUGUGCCUUAUUUGUACAAUUCUUUGCGGUGUUUGGGAGUGGACAACUGGACGGUUUUUCACGAUUUAUCUCCCUUGGGAUAGCACGAUUCCUGGAUGGGAUGAUCAAGAUAAAGGCGGAAAACAAAUCUCAGUGAUCUCAUUUCUGAUGUUCUUUUCGUAUAUCAUCUUGCUCAAUACAUUAGUGCCAAUUUCGUUAUAUGUCAGUGUGGAAGUGAUUCGAUUUAUCCAUUCAUUUUGGAUAAACAACGAUAAGGAAAUGUUUUAUGAGAAUGGAGAGAACAGUGUCUCGGCGAGAGCACAAUCGACAACGCUGAAUGAAGAAUUGGGACAAGUUCAAUACGUGUUUUCGGAUAAAACGGGUACUUUAACGAGGAAUAUAAUGACAUUCAAUAAGUGUACGAUAAAUGGAGUGCGAUAUGGAGAUGCGAUUGAUUCAAGAGGGAAUUAUUUGGAUAUCACUGAGACAACUCCAUCCGUCGAUUUCUCGUGGAAUUCCGAUUACGAGCCGGAGUUCAAAUUCUACGAUUGGAAUUUAUUGGACGCGUGUCGUAAAGGAACCUUUGAAGUGACCGAAUUCUUUCGAUUACUCGCUUUAUGUCAUACAGUGAUGCCCGAAAGGGAUAAUGGAAGGCUCGUCUAUCAGGCUCAAUCCCCUGACGAAGCCGCCCUAACAUCCGCGGCUCGCAAUUUCGGUUUUGUUUUUCGGAGUCGAACCCCUCAAUCGAUCACCAUCAGUUUGAAUGGAGUUGAAGAGGUCUACGAACUCUUGUGUAUUCUCGAUUUCAACAACGAUCGAAAGCGGAUGUCGGUCAUCACGCGAAACAGUCAAAACAAGAUCCGACUUUAUUGUAAAGGAGCCGAUAUGAUGGUCAUGGCUAGAACAGACAGCAGAGAGGCGGCUGUUGAUAUGUACAAUCGAGAUGAGAAAUUGGACGCAUUGUAUGAGGAAAUGGAGAGAAAUCUAACUUUACUGGGUGCGACUGCGAUCGAGGAUAAACUGCAAGACGGAGUUCCUGAAGCAAUCGCUCGACUAGCUGCAGCGAAUAUCAAGAUCUGGGUGCUCACCGGAGAUAAAACUGAAACAGCCAUCAACAUUGCCUAUUCUUGUCACCUGUUGACUGAUGAUAUGAGCGAGAUUAUGGUCAUUGAUGGACAUAGCGAACAAGAGGUGGAUGUCCAACUCAGAGACACAUGGAGGGCAUUUGAUGCGGCCCUGGCUGCGAAAGCUCGUCCACCAACGGCUAGCGCGCGGAUGCCUGAAAGAUUUGAUAUUGAGACAAUUCAUGAAGAAGGAGAGUACGCAAAUAACCAGAAUGGAACACAAUCAGCGAACAGAGGCGCUCCAUUGUCGCCAAACAGUGGAGAAGGUGGAGGAGUGGCGCUGGUGAUCAAUGGGGAUUCUCUUGGAUUUGCUCUCACUGAUCGUUUAGCUGCCACUUUUUUGGAAAUCGCUUGUAAAUGUCAGGCAGUGAUCUGUUGCCGGGUGACUCCGCUUCAAAAAGCUCAAGUGGUUGAUUUGGUUAAAAGAAACAAAAAAGCGGUAACCCUAUCAAUCGGUGAUGGAGCGAAUGAUGUGUCGAUGAUUAAAACAGCUCAUAUUGGAGUCGGGAUCUCUGGACAAGAAGGAAUGCAAGCCGUGUUGGCCUCUGAUUACUCAAUUGGACAAUUCAAAUAUUUGGAGCGUUUACUUUUGGUGCACGGACGAUGGUCUUAUAUCAGAAUGUGCAAAUUCUUGAGCUAUUUCUUUUAUAAGAAUUUUCUUUCACUCUCACUCAUUUCUGGUAUUCGUUCUUUUGCGGAUAUUCUGCACAGACGGUUUUCGAUGCAAUCCUCAUUGCUUGUUACAAUCUUUUUUUCACUGCAUUACCCUUUGAGAUUUCCAAAACUUUACCUACCCGGUCAAUACAAUUUAUUCUUUAAUAUGAGAAUAUUCAUCUAUUCGGUGCUACAAGGAAUGAUCAGCUCUUUGGUGAUCUUCUUCGUUCCAUACGGUACAUUCAUUGAGGCGAUUGAUCCAAAUGGGAGAGAUCUCAACGAUUAUCCCGCACUAGCGUUCACCGCUUUCACAGCUCUUUUCAUCGUUGUCACUAUACAGAUUUGUCUUGAUACCUACUAUUGGACAGCCAUCACUCACAUCGUCCUCUGGGGAUCGAUUUUCUUCUAUUUCGCGCUCUGUUUCAUCUUUUACGAAGCUCUUCCCUUCUCAUUUCUUUCAAAGACAGCCUCAGCCAUUUCCUACAAUGUCGCUUUUCGGACAAUGGCCACCACACAGUUUUGGUUCUCGAUCUUGAUGCUG